This is a messenger RNA of Hypomesus transpacificus, 930 nucleotides long. Its product is annotated as ferritin, middle subunit. Gene Ontology annotation, biological process: iron ion transport; intracellular iron ion homeostasis. Gene Ontology annotation, cellular component: cytoplasm. The transcript is spliced from 4 exons. The record is from RefSeq and is a predicted model, not a curated record. Lineage: Eukaryota; Metazoa; Chordata; Actinopteri; Osmeriformes; Osmeridae. The coding region runs from base 207 to 737 and encodes 176 amino acids. Gene Ontology annotation, molecular function: ferrous iron binding; ferric iron binding.
AGCGUUCAUUUUCUACACUUCACACAGCGCCGAGAAGACAUCGAAGGUUCUUGCUUCAACAGUGAUUGAACGGAACUUCAUCUUCCAAGCCGAAAUAUCUGAACAUUCCGGAAUUCGUAUUUCUACCUUUACUUCAACACUACUAGCAAAAUAGUCAGAAUAUAUUUUUUUAUCUUACGUUUUUGAUAAGAAAACAACCAGCCAAAAUGGAGUCUCAGAUCCGCCAGAACUACCACCGCGAUUGCGAAGCUGCUAUCAAUCGCAUGAUCAACAUGGAGCUUUUUGCGUCUUACACCUACACUUCAAUGGCCUUCUACUUCUCCCGUGACGAUGUGGCUCUCCAAGGAUUCUCAAAGUUCUUCAAGGAGAACAGCGAUGAGGAGCGCGAGCAUGGCGACAAGCUCAUGUCUUUCCAGAAUCAGAGAGGGGGACGCAUCUUCCUGCAGGACAUCAAGAAACCAGAGAGAGAUGAGUGGGGCAGCGGACUGGAAGCCAUGCAGUGUGCCCUGCAGCUGGAGAAGAACGUCAACCAGGCCCUUCUCGACCUCCACAAGGUGGCUUCUGAUAAGGGAGACCCACAUCUGUGUGACUUCCUGGAGACCCACUACCUGAAUGAGCAGGUGGAGGCCAUCAAGAAGCUGGGAGACCACAUCACCAACCUCACCAAGAUGGACGCACACAACAACAAGAUGGCCGAGUACCUGUUUGACAAGCACACCCUGGGGAGCCAGAGCUAAACUCUCUAGCCCACAGACAUCAGCUUCAUCCUAUUUUGGCAAUGAAUAGAGAAGUGCAUCUGUUUUACUUUGGCAGUACAAUGUUCGCUAUCAUUUCUGCCUUAUGUUUUUCACUGCCUUGCAUGUUGUUUCAAGCAUUUGUUUUGCUUUAAUUCCUCUGAUGCAAGUGACUGAUUAAACAUUUUGAGCUGGA